Messenger RNA from Peniophora sp. CBMAI 1063, 1374 nucleotides. Lineage: Eukaryota; Fungi; Basidiomycota; Agaricomycetes; Russulales; Peniophoraceae. The record is from the annotation of a GenBank genome assembly.
AUGUCGCUCCUCGCCUAUCCCUUCCACAUUCUCAGCGCGAUAUUUCGCUUCAUCUUCCAAACUCUUCGAAUACCUAUACCGAAUGUCCCGCUUUCCUCGCUCAGCUUUGGCGGCCUGUUCGCCGCGUUACGUGCUCCGCCGCUUGAAGCGCAUACUGAAGCCGAACGAUGGGUACGAGCACUCGAAGAAGAGACUGGCGCACGAUCUUCGUCGUCAGAGACUGGCAUAUCGACCGGCGCGGGCGAAGCUGGUCCGUCAAGUCUGCGCCAACGCGGUACUGCGCAUCAGCCAGAGCGCGUGCUACCGGACUUCUUCAUCGGCGCGUACGAGGACGCGUUAAGGAUAGCGCAGAGGGAGCUCAGGAUAGCGUGCAUUGUGCUUGUUAGCGCCGAGCAUGACGACGAUGGGCCGUUUAAGCGCGAGGUCCUGUCUGAUCCGGCGUUUGUGGGGAUGUUGGAGAGGGAAAAUAUUCUGGUAUGGGGUGGGGAUGUCAGAGGGAGAGAGGCCUGGUCUGCUGCGCAGAAGCUAGGCGCCACAACUUACCCAUUCGUCGCUUUCGCCGCCUUGCAACCUCCACGCGGCCUCAACACCUCCAGCACGAGCCCGCUAAUGACCGUCCUCUCUCGGCACCAAGGCCGUGCAUCAACAACCUCCGCUCUUUUGCGGGACCAUCUCACAACCUCACUCCUCCCCCGUGUCAAUCCCUUCCUUGCCCGCCAACGCGCACAAGCAGCCGAACGCGAGCUCGCGCGGAGAUUACGCGCGGAGCAGGACGCGGCAUUUGAGGCGAGUGCUGCGAGGGACAGGCAAAGAGCUGAAGAGCGCGAGAUGGUUGAGAGGGAGAAGCAGAGGAAGGAGCGGGAGGAGGAGGAAAGGAGAGAGCAAGAGGAGAUCGCUGCUGCUAAGGCGGAUAGUGCGCGCGAGGCGUGGCGCCGCGAUGCGAGGGCGGCGUUUUUGCCGCCUACGGGUGGCUCACCGGCCCCUGGGAGUGUACGCGUUGGUAUACGGCUCCCCAAUGGUUCGCGCAACACGGUUGCGUUGGCACGCGAUGCGAGCGUGCUCAGCUUGUUCGCUGCUGUCGAUGCUGCUUUGCAUCCUGUCGACGGCACCUCGUCGAGCUCUGGUACAGAUGCUGAAACACCAGAUGCGCUAAUGCACGAACAUGCACUCGGACCGGACGAGUGGUGGGGCUUCAAAAUCUUCAACAGCUACCCUCGCCGCGCGGUGGAGUACGACUCGACGAGGAGUGUACAGGAUGCUGGUGUGGAGGGCAGUGUCAGUGUUGAGCUUGUAAGCCUUGAACGGGUUGGUUCUGCUCGAUCAGCCACGAGUGGGGAUGGAGAUGAGGAUGGGUAUGAUACUGAGGAUGAGUAA